CUCUAUUUUCCUAUAUAUACACAAUAUAUAUAACACCUUGCUACAGCUUGUCAUCCUAAUUAUCUCCAGCACCUUCUCCAAUUCCCUCACUUUAAUCUUCACCUUAAUCCCAAAGUUGUUUUACAAUGGCUGAGACCCUUCUCCCCACCAACAACAACACCAAGAAGAGAACCGAGCACGACGACAUGGACGGACAAGACUACGCCGCUUCCGCCGCCAAGAAAUCCAUGUUCUUGCCCACAGCCGCGCCCGCGACGUGGGAGGACCCCGCCAUGGCAUUAGCCAGUGCUCGCCAUGAGUUUGGCGAGCACGGUGGGGUUAACAUGUCCAUCGAGGCCUCGGCCACGUUCACCGUCAUGGAGCCGGAGACCCUCCAAAAGAUGUUUUCCGGCGAGCUCGGCGCCGAUCGUGACUUCUUCAUCUACAGCCGUCACUUUAACCCCACUGUCCUUAACCUCAGCCGUCAGAUGGCUGCCCUCGAGGGCACAGAGGCCGCCUACUGCACCUCCAGCGGCAUGUCCGCCAUCUCCUCCGUCCUUCUCCAACUCGUCAGCAGCGGCGACCACAUCGUCGCCUCUAGAACCCUCUACGGUGGAACGCACGCCCUCCUCACCCACUUUUUCCCCAGAGCCUGCAACAUAACCACAACGUUCGUCGACAUAAACGACCUUGACAUGGUUAGGAAUGCGAUCGAGGUCGGAAAGACUAAAGUUGUAUAUUUCGAGGCAAUGUCUAACCCUACUCUCACCGUCGCUAACAUACCGGAGCUCAGCCGGAUUAGUCACGAGAAAGGGGUCACCGUCGUGGUAGACAACACCUUCUCUCCCAUGGUUCUCUCCCCGGUUAAGCUCGGCGCUGACGUUGUUGUCCACAGCAUAUCCAAGUUCAUCAGCGGCGGUGCUGACAUCAUUGCAGGUGUUGUGUGUGGACCUGCAAGCUUGGUGAACUCGAUGAUGGACCUUCACCAAGGUGCCCUAAUGCUUCUAGGACCCACCAUGAAUGCCAAGGUUGCAUUUGAGCUCGCUGAGAGGGUCCCUCACUUGGGUCUGAGAAUGAAGGAGCACUGCAACAGGGCCAUGGUGUAUGCCACAAGGAUGAAGAAGAUGGGACUCAAGGUCAUAUACCCUGGCCUCGAAGAGCAUCCCCAGCACGAGCUUCUCAAGUCCAUGAUCAACAAGGAUUAUGGCUAUGGUGGACUUCUCUGCCUCGACAUGGGGACUGAGGAGAGAGCCAAUAGGUUGAUGAACCUGUUGCAGAACUACACGCAGUUUGGGUUCAUGGCUGUGAGCUUGGGGUACUAUGAAACCCUGAUGUCCUGCUCUGGAAGUAGCACAAGCAGUGAAAUGAACAAUGAGGAGAAGGAGUUGGCUGGGAUUUCACCUGGGCUGGUUAGAAUGUCAAUUGGUUACAUCGGAACUUUGGAGCAGAAGUGGAGCCAGUUGGAGAAGGCACUGACUAGAAUGCAUGAUUCUGGUUUGUUUGGCAAGAAGUAAAAAAAACUGUGUUUUCUUUUUGUUUUUGGGGUCCAGAAAUAAUGGCCAAGUUGGUUUGCUCUUGUAAAAAUAGGCGGACCCUUUUCUUUUCAAUGAAUUUCCCUAAUUAUUAUCCAUUUGAUUAGUUUUAAUUUUGUUUUUGUUUUUUUUUUUUGUAUAAGAAAGAAAAUAGAACAAAGAAAAGAUUACAAGGAGUCGCCUUAAGGGUAGCCACAUCCUAGUUGGUCGGAAAGGACUGCUCUAGCAAUGGAGGUAGACAUGGGUUGAUCGAUUGCAAUUUCUUCUUCUGGUGAUGCUAUGUCCCAUAUUUGUCGUUGCAUCUGUAACAAAAUUGGCUUCGCUUAAGACAUGUCUGAAUCUAAUGUCUUGGAACUCUCUCAUGCAAUGCACUUGGUAUCUUCCACAAUUUGAUUAUGUCUCCAUUGGUAUGCUGCAUUUCUUGUUUACAUCUUCAAUAAUGAGCUUGGAGUCGCCUUCAACAAUUAUUUCGUGUCCUUCAUUCCUUGCUAAAAUGCGAGUAUGCGACUAUCUCUUAGAGCUGUGUUGUUUUUGUAGGUGAUACAUUAGCUAAGCCAAUGUUGUGAGUUGUGGUGAUAAUUGGGGUGCCAUCCGAGUUUCUGAUGAUUCUAUCGCAAGCAGCUGACGAUCUUGGUAACUGAUCCAAAAAGGUUGAUUUUGAGGGAAGGAUGCAGGUGAAGGUUUUGGUUAGUUCUAAUGUUGCUAUAGUUCACCUUAGUGUUUUUGCAUGAUCUAUUAGAAAUGUGGGUACGCCGGCUCUUCUAGGACAAUUAUAAGGAGGAGGAUGGAUUCUGCUGCCCUCAGACAUUUAUUUAGUUGGACUCGACCUCUCUGUUUGGGUUUUUUUUGCUAGGAUCUUCUUGGAAUUUGUUUAAGCUUGCCACGUCACAGUUUUACAAUCCAAUGGACGAAAAAUGAAGUCUUUUAAAACAUAAAUUGUACCGAGAAGCAUGAGAUUAUACUUUUGUUUCUUGACUUUGUCUGCAACAAAACUCAUAUCCAUCUCCUCCUCUCUGCAAACCAUCUAGAGUGUGAAGCAAUGGAAAUCUUCUCAAGUUGCUUCGACUGUCAAACAACUAAUAGUGUGACGCCUGUUGCAUUUUCAUCAUCAUCUUAUCCUACCUUUUCUUCUUCCUCACCCUCAAUCGAACCCCAAAACACUUCAAAAUCUCUACAAAAAUCCAACCACCCAAAAUCAAAACUUAAAAACCCAAGAACUGAAAGCACAGAAUUUAAGAACCCAAAAUUCCAAAAAUAAAAAUUAAGUAGAGAAUAGCACCUGGGAUUUGAACGAGGGCGUAGAAAUUUGAAAACUUGGACUAUCCCUUCUUCAAACAGAGAUUUACUUGCAACCAAGAUUAAUUAUGCAAUUAACCAGUUCCUAUUGAAGCUAGUAUUAAUGGAUCUGGUGGAGAAAACUUACGCAACGAAUCAGAGAAGGAGAGGAUCCCGUUGCCAAACUUGAUCGAGUUGACGCAUUUCUAGUUUUGGUUAAUUGAGGCAUAUUGGAGAAGAAGAUGAAUGAUCCAAUCUGCUGUUAC
Fragaria vesca subsp. vesca is the source of this 3052-nucleotide messenger RNA. Its product is annotated as methionine gamma-lyase-like. Gene Ontology annotation, biological process: transsulfuration. NCBI's taxonomy places the organism in Eukaryota, Viridiplantae, Streptophyta, Magnoliopsida, Rosales, Rosaceae. Gene Ontology annotation, molecular function: carbon-sulfur lyase activity; pyridoxal phosphate binding. The record is from RefSeq and is a predicted model, not a curated record. The transcript has 2 exons. Gene Ontology annotation, cellular component: cytoplasm. The coding region runs from base 126 to 1493 and encodes 455 amino acids.